AUGGCUGCAAUGAGAGCCUCGAUUCAUAGCUUGCAAUCGCGACUGCAAGCAAUGAAGGACAAAGAACCUGUAGACUCUUCCCAGGCUGCCAAGGAUGGCUAUUGUAAAAGCGUCCUACGGAAGGGCUUUUCGGAUUCAGAUUCGUCUUCGCCUAGACGAGGGUGGAGUUCCUUGUCCAAGUCUCGUCCUCUCAAGAGAGCCUGGAAGCCUCCUGUAGGCGACGCGUUGGACUCCAGCCCUGAGCCUUUCCCGGAGUAUUCGCCUGCUCAGAAGAAGAGAGCUCCUGACUCCUCUCUGGAAGGAGUUUCUUCGAAGACGAAGGAAGUUCUGGUUGGCCUCCAGGAACAGUUGUCCGCCCUGGUAGGAGUGCUUUCGAAGGGUUCUUCUCGAAAGAAGGAUGACUCCCUUCCUAUCAAGAGCUCAGUUAAGAGAGCGGCUGCUAGUCUUCGCUCUGGCUUAAGCAAGCGCCCUUCACCUGAAAGGUAUUCGUCGCCAGCGAAACCUUCUACUUCUUAUGCCUCCGCUCAUCAUGGACAUACGUCUUCUCCUGUCAGGCCUUCUUCUGAUCGGAACCGCAUCUCAUCUUCUAAGAGACCCUCUAGGAGUUUGUCGCGAGGCACAAGCGCCUCUCCUGACAGGCGCCAGGAGCCUGAGAACCUCCUGUAUUCAGACAUUUCCCGGCCUUCCCAUGAGCGAAUUCUUUCUUCCAGACUUCCCGGGAGAGACGAGAGCCCCUCUCCGUACAGACACCGAGAACGACUUUUCUCUGGAAGUAGCAGGCUUCGUUCUCCUUCCAGACGCUCUUCAAGGGAUGGACGCUCCUCUCCUUACAAGCGCCUAGAGUCUAAGAGGCUCCCCGAUCCUAGUAGGGAUAAAAGAGAGUAG
Messenger RNA from Macrobrachium nipponense, 885 nucleotides. RefSeq names its product BUD13 homolog. The record is from RefSeq and is a predicted model, not a curated record. NCBI's taxonomy places the organism in Eukaryota, Metazoa, Arthropoda, Malacostraca, Decapoda, Palaemonidae. The transcript is spliced from 2 exons. The coding region runs from base 1 to 885 and encodes 294 amino acids.